UACUGAGCUGCCGUUUCUCCCGGCAGUGGGAAUGUGGAAGCCCAGCCCAACGGGGACACGGCCCCGGCAGAGCCAGCCCAGCCUUCCGACGCCUCUGGAGCUGCCGGGAGCUGUGCUGGCGAUCAGAUGGUGCAGAAGAUCGAGGAAGUGCUCUCGGGAGCCCUCGGGACGGAGCUGCAGAGCAACCCAGAUGUAGACAAAAAUACUGUGAAAAAUAGUACUCAGUCUACAAAAAGAAGCUCCACUGGAGAAGAUGAAAUUCCUAGGAAAAAAGCAAAGAAGAACAAGAAGCACAAAAGCAAGAAGAAGAAGAAAAAGAAGAAGAAAAGGAAGAAAGAGAAAAAGCAUAAAAAGCAGCCAAAGGAAGCCAAGCUGGGUGCACGUCCCGGAGAAGCCGCGGACGUGCCGCCGGCUCCUCACCUGCUCCUGGAGAAAUCCGGCUCCCAAGUGAAUGUCCAGCAGGGAGGGGUGGGAGAGCCCAGCCUGGCUGGGCACCUGCAGCCACAGCUGUGCCCAACAGCGAGUGAGGGGCUUGAUAAUCAAGCUUUAGGACUUGUUUCUCAUUCAGUAACUGAUUCCCAGCAAUCUGCAGAAAACCUUGGAAGUGGGGAGGGGACUUUGUGUGCAACAAAUCCUCCAUUUAAUUUAGAAAGCAACCAGUCUAAUAUCCCAGAAAAUACCGGUAUAGCUCACAGCACGAUUUGCACUAGUGAAGAACAAAUUCAGCAGUCCCACGGAAAUAUUUAUCCUGUAGCUAUUAAUGCCAGUGUUGUUGAUACUGGAAACGAUGCUUGGUCCAGCAUCCCAUCUGGAAUUGCCAGUAAAUCUGAGUUUCAGAAAGAUUCAGUAGAAGCGCUGAGAGGUUCAGAAGUUACUCUGAAGUCUCCAGGCUCUGAGGAGGUAAAAGCUUUGGAUGCAGCUCUCGAGCCCGAGGCCAUGGAGGUGUUGCCUUACUCGGAAGCAUCUCUGCAGUCAGUGUCUCAGAGGGGAGCACAGGACUUAGGAACAGCUUCGGAGUCUGUGUCCUUGGCAAGUGGUGGGACAGCAAUUCCUACAUCUACAAAUUGGGCAGAUCCCAGUGCUGUGACAGUAGCUCACGUGGCUGUGGCUGGACAAGUACAGAAAAUUCCAGAAGCAACGGAAAAGUGUGUGCAUAUGGGAAAUGUGCAAAGUGUGCAGAGAUCUUUGGAACUGGGGGGUGUGAGCAGAACUUUGGAGCCAGCCCAGCAGCCCUCUGUUAUAGCUGGGAAUUUGAGCAUGACGCUCCCCAUGGGGAGUUCAAGUGUCUUGAGAGCAAAUGUACCUUUGCAACAUCCUUUUAAAUUAUCUGCAGCCAGCCCUUUGGCCCCAGUGGAUAUACAAAGUGCCAAAACACCCCCAGGAGCAGGAGCCACCACAAAAAUGAAGGAUAUUGAACCAGCGAUGGAAAGUGUGAAAGCUUCGGAAACAACUCUGGAACCUGUGGGUGUUACAGCUCCUGAGAGUCUGCAAAGCAAAAGCGUGGAAGGUCCCACAGCUCCUGCAGCAGUGCUGGGGGCAGCAGGAGCAUUCCUGCAGCGUGGAGUCUUCCCAGAAGCGAGGGGCGUGGACAGAGCCGUGGGGCCCGUGCUGCCAGCAGCACCCACAGGGGCCAGCGCGGCUGCCGAGCCAGAAGGGGGAAGAGCAACUGCAGAACCCACAGCCCUUGGACAGGCCUUGGUCCAGCAAACAGCUCCACAGCUCCACGUGGCAGAGGGGCUUAGAAGUCCACAAGCAAGAGGCUCAGAAGGUACUUCAUUGCCGAGACCUGAGGGUGAAUCCAACGUGAGAGGUUUGGCACCUGCCCCGUCUUUGCAGAAGGAAGAUGUGCAAGGUCUGGGAGGAGUCCUGAGACCAGUGGCUUUCACAGCAGCUUCACUGGCCUUGCAAGGGGAAGGUGUGAAAGCUUCAGAACAGGCCGUGCAUUGUGGGGCUGUUGCAAGUCCAGGACUUGCCUUAGGAAGGACUCCUGAACCUGUGGUUGCGUGUGAGAGCGUGGAACCAGUUAGAGAGGCAUUGUCAGGAGUGAUGCCCUGGCAAACCACAGCAGAGAGAGAACCUCUCAGUGCAAACCAAACACAGAGUUCCAUCACUUCACAGACUCAGGUCAUGGCACACACCAGAACCUCACAAGUCGAGGUGCAUGGGGAGAGAAGGGAUUCUGAACUUGCUCCAGAAGAUCCAAGCAAAGCCGAGGCAAGGAGCAGAGAAGCAGUCCUAGAACCUGUGCAAGCUUUAGAAACCAGUUCAAAACCUGUUCAGGAACAAAUAGUAGGUCUUUCAACGGCAGUACUGGAGUCUUUGCCCAGCGUGGAAGAAAACAAUGUGACAGAAUUGACAGAUGUGCAAACUCAGGGACCUGCUGUAGAAUAUCUACUUGGAACAAGGACCAGCAUGCAAAGAAAUGAGCCCUCAGAAAUGGAGAAAGCAAAAUAUUUGGGGCCAGCACCAGAAGCUGGAGAAGUGGGUUGGUUGGAGAGCAUGAAAGAGUCUGCAACAGUAGAGGUGAAAGAUUCUGGAACAGGUGGAGAGCUUGAGGUAGCCGUGGAUGAUGCUUCAGCAGCUGUUCCAGAAUCUUUGCACACGGAAAAGCCAGAAGAGCUGCAGGGAGUUCUAGAGGUAAAACCUGCUGCAGAAUGGAAGAGUUCAGAAGAGGCUCCAGAAAUCUUGGGUGCUGCUGGACUGAAGUCUUCUGAAGCAGUUCCAAAACCAGGGGAUGUGAAGGGUCUGGAAACAACACAGGAACACACAGUGACAGCAGAGGUACAAUAUGCAGAAGGAGUGCAGGGUCAACAGGUGGAGGAUAUGCUGAUUGAGAAGGAAGAUGCAGAGCAGACUCAACCAUCUGAGCCCAUUGCAGAAACAGUUCUUAGUUCUUCACAUGCUGCAGAGGAAAAAGACUCCACAGUGACUCCUGAGGCAGGAACACAAGAUUCAGAAGCAGCUCCUCAGGCUGAUGUAGAGCUGAAAGAUGCAGCAGCCGUGGGGUUGGAGGCAGAGACAAAAGAUUUGGAAGCAGCUCCAGUACCUGAGACUGAAGCAGAAGCAGCCCAGGCAGAAGUCAUUCCAGAGACUGAGGAUGUCAAAGAAGCAACUCCGGAAGAAGACUCGGAGAAAAGAGAUUCAGAAACAUCUGAUGUGCAACCCGAUGUGGCAGCACGAAUGAAGGAGACUCUCAUGAGACUGGAGAACGUGGUUGAGAAAAGCAGCCAUAGAAGCAGUGAGAAAAAACAUGAUUCAAAGAAGCAGAAAAGGAGCCGCUCCAAGUCUCAGUCCAGGUCUAGGAAGCGGAAGAAGAAGUCAAGGUCGCGCUCUACUUCCAGGCGCUUGACCUCUAAAAGAGCCCGUUCCAGGAGCAGAAACUACUCGGUGUCCAGAAAAAAGCAUUCCAAAUCCAGAUCCCGGUCUGUGGAGAAGAGGGAGAGAAGAGUAUCGUCGCGGAGGUCCAGGCGCAGACGUUCCAGUCGGUCUGGUUCCUCUGAUCGGUCAAAAUCCAGGUCACGGUCCGUAGAGAAAAGAGGUCGGAAGGCGUCUGUGCGGAGGUCGAAACGACAACGCUCCAAGUCCUCGGACCGCUACAAGUCUAGGUCCAGGUCAGUAGAAAAGAGAGAUCGGAAGCAAUCGUCGCGGAAGUCUAAACGUCAGCGCUCCAAGUCCUCGGACCGGUACAAGUCGAGAUCCAAAUCGGUGGAAAAAAAGAAGGAGUCCUCCCGUAAAUCCAAGCGUCGCCGCUCAAAAUCUUCCGAACGUUACAAGUCCAGGUCCAGGUCUGUUGAAAAAAAGCGCAAGGAAUCUUCAAAAAAGUCCAAACGGAAACGUUCCAAGUCUUCUGACAGCGUCAAGUCAAGGUCCAAAUCUGUAGAAAAAAGAGAGAAUAAGUUGUCAGCAAAGUCCAGCAAACACGCAGAGUCAUCUGAACUUCAGGAGUCAACCAAAAGUCUUGAAAAUGUUCCUGAGUCUUCUGUUGGAAGCGAAGGCAAAUCUUCCAAUGGUCCCAUGUCAAUGUCUUUGUCCGAGCAAGGAAUAAACGGCCCAGAGCUGCCACCGUCGUAUGGAAGUGGAUUUUCCAAAACGUCUGAUAACCUUGAAGAAAGUUCCUCAUCUGUUGAAAAAACAGAUCUGCAGUCUUCUGCCAUGUCUGAAAUGGAUACCUCCAAAACCCCAGACAACCAGGAAUUGAGAUCCAUGUCUGUGGAAAAAACACAGGAUUCAGAGCUUUCUAUGACGUCUGAAAAUGGAUCAGCUGAAAAAGCAGAGGCUCUGGAGUCUUCACCGCUACCUGAACUUCCAUAUUCCACACCCAAGUCAAGAUCCUCAUCUGUUGAAAAAAGGAGAGAUGCAGAAACUUCUUCAGCAGCAGAAUUCCAUCUCUCCACAUCCCACGGAGAUGUAUCCAGGACUACCCCUCUCAGAGAAGUAGAAGGUCCAGAGCUUCCUCCGUCACUUCUAAGUGACUACAAGACUAUCUCCUCAUCCUCUGGAAGUGUGGAAGCUCAGGGCUCUUCUGUGCCACCCGAAGGCACACUCUCCAACUCGUCUGAUGGUCCUGACUCGCGACAUAUCCCUGGUGAGCAAACAGAGCUCCCCCAGUUUCUGCAAGGACCUGAACAUGGAUCCUCCCAGCUGGCUGCCAGCCCCGGAGCAGUGGAAGCUCAGAGGCCUUCCCUGGCACCUGAAGGGACCCACCCUGCAAUCCCUGAUGGCCAGGAGCCUUCUCUGGCUUCUGACAGUGGAUACUUCAUGUCUCCUGAUGGACGUGGAUCAGGAUCCUGCUUUGCUACACCAGUAGACCAACCUUCGUUGUCUGUAGGCGAGUCCUUCAAGUCCCCGGAUGGAAAUGAACAAAGAUAUUUAUCUGUUGAAAAAGUCAAGGCUGCAGAUGUUUCCCUCACGUCUGUGUGUGGUUCUGUUGAGAUCUCUGAUGACCUUGUUUCAGUGUCCUCUUUUAAAGUUCAUGAGUCCAGAUCAUCUGUUGACAAAGGUUUGGAUGGCCCAACGCUUCCCCAAGUCCUUGAGGUUGAUUGCUCCAGAUCUUCAGAAAUGCACGAGUCGAGAUACCUGCCUGCUGGAAAAAUAGAUGGUGCAGGAUCUUUGGUGCUCUCCAAGAGUGGGAUUUCCGUGUGCCACGAUGGCCACAAAGCAAAGUACAAUUCUUUUGAGAGCACAGAAGGUGCAGAACUGUCAGUGGCGUCUGAGCUCAGGUGCUCUGUGUUCCCCGAAGGCUAUAAACUGGCAUCUGCUGCAGUUGAUAAAGUGGAGAUCCAUAAGUCUCCUCUCUCGCUGGAAGGUGGGUUCUCUGUGUCUGCUGAUGGUGAAUCAGUGAGCACACCUGAAAAACUGCAGCCCCCAGCGACUGCUCUGCCAUCAGAAGAGGGGGUUGUCCUGUUGCCCGAUAACCAUGAACUGAGACCUGUCCCUGCUGAAAAAGUGGAGGUGCUGAAUUCAUCUGAACCGAAAGUCCUCGCUUCCCCUGACAGCUACAGGCUGGGGUCUGCCCACGAUGAAAUACAGGUGCAGGAAAGCAGAUGUUCAGUUGCCUCUGAUGGUCACGAGGUGACAUCCACCCCUUUUGGAAGAGCUGAGGUAGAGGAGCCUUCUGGAGUGUCCGACAAUGAACACAUGAUAGGGCUCGAUGGCCCAGAGCUGACAUCAACCCCUGCGGAGAAGACAGAGCUGCGGAAGCUUUACCAGAUGGCUGAGGAGAGAAGUUUGGUGUCUGCCGAGAGCCAGGAGCUGCAGGCACCCUCUGCUGAGAAGGCCCAGAUGGAAGAGCCUGCCCUGGGCUCUGACAGCGAAUGCACCGUGUCCUGGCUGCACCAGGAGUUGAGGUCCAGCUCUCCCGAAAGGGCAGAGGUGCAGGAGGCUGCCGUGGUACCCGACAGUGACUAUGCUGUGGCUGCUGAACAUCACACGUUGCCAUCUUCCCUGGCUGCAAAACCAGAGGGGCAGGAGUGCUCUGUGCUGCCUGGGGUGUCUCCUCAGGGCCAGGAGGUGAUGGCCAGCCCAGCUGAAAAAGAGGUGCAGGAGCCUUCUCUGCCACCUGGCAGUGAAUAUUCCAUCUUCCCUCGGGGCCAGGGUUUACAGCCUGGCCUCGCUGGGAACACGGCAGUGCAGGAGCCCUCCCCCAUCCCAGACAGCUGCUACACUGCAUCUCCCGGGGGACUGGAGCUGCUCCACGCUUACAAUGAGACACCAGAGGUGCAGGAGUGUUCUCUGCUGUCUGAAAACGAGUACGAUGUGUCCCCUGAAAGGCGAGAUUUGAGAUCCAGUCCCGCUGAGAAAGAAGAAGGGGAGGAAUCUGAAAGUGAAAGUUCAAUAUCCACCGACAGCCGGGAGUUGCAGCCUGCAGCUGUUGGAAAAACAGAGGUGCAGGAGUUGUCUUUGUCUGAGGGUGAGUGUCCCAUGUCCCCUGAAGGUCAGGAGCUGCAGUCCAGCCCAGCUGAAAGAAUAGAGGCCAAGGAACCUUCUGUGACAUCUGAAAACGAACACGCUCUGUCCCCCGAGGAGUACGAACCACGAGUAACUCACACUGAGAGAGCAGAGGGUGGGGAUUCUGCUUUGGCAUCUGAACGUGACCAUUUGUUUUUCGAGAGCCAGGAGGUGAGAUUCCCCCCUCUUCAGAAAGCAGCUGGGCAGGAGCUUUCUCCAGCACCUGACAAUGAACAUGGAGCAUCUCCCGAUGAGCAAGAGUUGAGAUUCACCAGUGUUGGAAAAGCAGAUGACCUUGAACCUUUGGCACUGAACGACAGAGCCUCCAUGUCCCCUGAUGACAGGGAUUUGAAAUCCAUCCCUGUUGAGAAAGUGGACCACGCAAUGCCUUCUUUACUGCCUGAAGGUGAGCGCUCUGUGUCUCCGGACGGCUACAGUGUGAGAUCAGGCCCUGGAGAAGAAACUGGGGAUCUGGAGCCCUCUUUGAGAUCUGAACGUAGAUAUUCCACAUCCUCCUAUCAGGAGGGUCAUGAGCUGAAAUCUCCCAUGGAGGAAGAGGGUCUGGAGUCCUCUUUGACUUCUGAACACAGGCGGUCUGUGUCCCCCGAGGGCCACGACCGGAAAUCUGCCAUAGAUGAAGAAAUGGAUGAUGUGGAGAGACGUUCCACCUCCCCUGAAGAGCAGGAGUCAAGCGCGGGUGAAGAAGCAGAGGAUCUGGAGCAGCCUUUGACAACAGAACGUAGAUGCUCCGUGUCUUCUGAUGAGCACGAGUCAAGGUCAACCACUGGGGAAGAGGCAGAGGAUGCAGAACCCUCCUUGACAGCUGAACGAAGAGACUCCAUAUCCUCUGACGAGCACGAGUCGAGGUCCACUGCUGGGGAGGAUGGGGAAGAUGGGGAGGCCUCUGUGACGGCUGAACGUAGACACUCCACGUCUUCUGAUGACCGUGAGUCCACAGCUGGUGAAGAAACAGAGGAUUUGACAGCCGAACACAGACGUUCUGUGUCUCCUGACGGACGCGAGUCCAGGUCAUCUGUAGGUGAAGAAGCAGAGGAUCAGGAGCUCUCUUUGACAGCUGAACGUAGGCACUCCACAUCUUCAGAUGAUCAUGAGUCGAGAUCUACUGCUGGAGAGGAUGCAGAGGACGUGGAGCCCUCCUCGGCAGCUGAGCGAAGAGAUUCCACGUCGUCGGACGAGCAGGAGUCAAGGUCUGACGCUGGUGAAGAAGCAGAGGAUGUGGAGCCCUCUUUGACAGCUGAGCAUAGACGUUCUGCAUCCCCCGAUGGGGCUGAGUCCAGGUCUACCACUGGGGAAGAAGAAGGAGAUGAUGCGGAGCCCUCCUUGACAGCUGAACAAAGAGACUCCACGUCAUCAGAGGAGCAUGAGUCGGAGUCUUCCAGCGGGGAAGAGGAGGGUGAGGAUGCAGAACCCUCUUUGGCAGAUGAAGAUAAGCAGGAUUCCAUGCCUCUGGAGCAGUCGGAGGAACAGGACUCUUCCUUUGUCCCUGAAAGUAGACGUUCCGAGUCUUCUGAACGUGAGAAAUCCAGAUCCAAAUCUGUUGAUAAAGCGUCCGACAAAGAGUCUCCCCAGAGAUCUGUCAGCAGGCGCUCACAGUCUCCCGCCCUCCAGAAGAGCCGAUCCACGUCCGUUGAGAAAGCGGCGGACAAAGAGACCACCCGGAGGUACCGACGGAGACGCUCCAGGUCCACUGCUCACCAAAGGAGCCAGUCCACGUCCGUGGAGAAGACAGCAGACAAGGAGUCCACCCGGAGGUCCCGGCGCCGGCGCUCCAGGUCCACCGCUCGCCAGAGGAGUCAGUCCAAAUCCGUGGAGAAGGCAGCGGACAAAGAGUCUUCUCGGAGGUCCAGGAGCAGGCGCUCCAGGUCCUCUCAGCGCAGAUCCAAGAGAUACGACACAGACUCUCGCUCCAGGCGGAAUCGCUCCAGGUCAGCGACACGGAGAAGAGCCUCGCGAUCCAAAUCCAACCGCCGCUCCCGGUCCAGCUCCUUGUCCCGGUCAAGGCACAGGAGGAGGAGCAGGUCGCGGUCAGCAUCCCGAAGGCGACGCUCCUUAUCCAGGGACAGGCGCAAGAGGUCUCAGAGAAAUAGAUCCAGAUCUACCGAGAGAAGGAGGAGGAGAUCGGAUUCCAGAGAUCGUAGGAUAUCGCUCCGAUUACGGAGCAGGAGUCGGACGCCUCUUCGGCAGAGGAGAUCGAGAUCCCGAGGGAGGAGACGGAGCUCCAGCAGGUCCCCGAUCCGGCUGCGGCGGUCGAGGUCUUCAGGGCGAAGGCGAUACAGCAGGUCACCCGAUCGCCGCCGCUCCAGGUCCUCCGAGUUCUCCAGCAGGUCCCCGAAACGUCUCACAGACCUGGACAAGGCCCAGCUCCUGGAAAUCGCCAAAGCCAACGCGGCCGCCAUGUGUGCGAAGUCCGGGGUGCCCCUGCCCCCCAGCCUGAUGCCUCUGCUGUCCCAGAAGAAGGACGACAAAGCCAACCAGAAAUCCUCCCGGGACACCCUGAAGGAGCUCACGGAGAAAUGCAAGAAGAUUGCCCAGAGCACAGACGACGUGAUCGUGAACAAACCCCACGUGUCGGACGAGGAGGAGGAGGAGCGGCCUUUCUACAACCAUCCUUUCAAGCUCAGCGAGCCCAAACCUAUCUUCUUCAAUUUAAGUACUCCCAGCAUAAAACCAGCACCACCCCCCCAACCAAAAAACCAGGUCAGCCUGUCCAAGGAGUUCCCUGUGUCCUCUGGGUCCCAGCACAGGAAGAAGGAGGCAGACAGUGUCUAUGGAGAGUGGGUUCCCGUUGACAAGGGCGGCAAAGACGACGGCAAGGACGAUGUGUUCCCCAAACCAGCCAUUGAGUGUGUGGACAUCACCACGGCCAUGAACGACCGGGCGGUGGCCCAGAAACGGCUCAACGAGAACUCCUUCGACCUGGAGGCCAUGUGCAUGUUGAACCGUGCACAGGAGCAGAUUGAUGCCUGGGCCCAGUCCAACUCCAUCCCUGGCCAGUUCACGGGCAGCACUGGGGCACAGAUCCUGUCCUCGGACGAGCUCACCAACAGCGGCCCCCAGGCCUGGAUCCGAAAGGAUCAGUUCUUAAGAGCAGCCCCUGUCACUGGAGGAAUGGGAGCUCAGCUGAUGAGGAAAAUGGGCUGGAGAGAAGGAGAAGGGCUUGGGAAGAACAAGGAAGGCAGCGUGGAGCCCAUCAUGGUGGACUUCAAGACAGACCGCAAAGGGCUGGUUGCUGUGGGAGAGAAGGCCCAGAAGAGGUCCGGCCAUUACGUGGUGAUGAAGGAUCUUUCAGGGAAGCACCCGGUGUCUGCGCUGAUGGAGAUCUGCAACAAGAGGAGGUGGACACCCCCCGAGUUCGUGUUGGUGGACGACAGUGGGCCUGAUCACCGCAAGCAUUUCAUCUUCAAGGUGAGAGUCAACGGCAACGAGUACCGGCCCACCUUUGCCAGCCUUAACAAGAAGCACGCGAAGGCCACGGCGGCCACGGCGGCGCUGCAGGCGAUGGGGCUCGUACCAAAGGAGAGCAUGGUCAACACCACCAUGUUCAGGAGUGCCUCCCACCGCUGAGCCGGGCGGGCCGGCCGCGCCUCCUGCGCCGCACAACUCUCGGUGUUCGCCCCUCGGGUUGUAAAUACGUCGGCAGUUCCCACCUUGUAAAAACUGUACAGACGCCCACAGGUUUUUUUUUCUUUUGUACCAUCCAAAUGUAUUUAAAUCAUACUUAGUUUUUGGUAUGUUUAUAUUGUUUACAUUAGUGAUGUAAUUAUUUCUUAAACGACUAAAUCGGAGGACAGGCUCUGGAGGCAUCGGUAACCAAACCCACGGCUAAAGCUCCUGCAGUUCCUCUCCCUGUGGAGCGCUGACGCUGGGAGGUCCCUGGAGAGCACAGGAUUGUACCCCCGGCCCUGCCCCGGGGGGCCCCAGUGGCCACCUGCGCUCCGGGACAGCCGGACGAGGCGACGAGAGGCUUCCAGAGGGACACGGAGGUGGCUCCCGCCUGUCCCCGGGACAGAGGGGCUGUUCCCAACCAGUGAACUCACUGCCCGAUGCCGACUGUACGGAUUUGUGGUUCAUGUGAAUUUUGAACUUUACCGGAUCUACAACUGGACUGGGGGGAGGGGGUAGGAUGACGCUUCAAUUGUUGUACCCGACUUGGUCAAUAAAGCAGCACAAGUUCAUAAUCUGCACCCCUGGUCAGCAGACAGUAAUUCCAGUGGAUGCCAAGCCAGGAACCGGGAAUUUAAAUAUGCCAAAAUGCCUUCUGGAAGAACCACACGCAGUAUAGAAGUGGCUUUGGAAGGAUUCUCAACAGCCAUGGGGUGGGAGGAGCAGGUCUGGUUAUUUUUGUUGCUUUGGUCUCUUACAAAAUAACUCUUUGGGUUUAACAUUUCCAUAAGGAUCCUGUGCCCCCAGGGAGAGCCUUGGGCAGUUGGGCAGGAGAGGACCUAGAAAGCUUUUCCUCCUCGUUACUUUAUCUGUUAUUUAAGAAGUAUCAGUCCUUUGCCUGCGUGCCCCUGGAACUGGACAGGGCACUGCACCCUUCCUGCCAGCUCUCAGCUGGUGCCAGGAUUUCUGGACUGGGACAGUUCAGGUGCUCAUUCCAGAGAAGUUUUUUUUGAGCUGUUGUAUCUGAGCUGGGUCUGGGGCAGGAACUUCCCGUGAGGAAUUCCUGGUGCCUGUCACAGAACAAGGUCUGUCCUUGCCCUGAGGGGACAGGGGUUGGUGUCUCGUGUGCAGCAGAGAAAUGGGGUUGGUUUGCAGACAAAAGAGCCCCUCCGAGUCUGUCCAAGCGCUCUGGAAAUGCUUCAGUUGAUCUUCAUUUUCAUGGACGUUGUUGUCUUGAAUUAAACUUUUUUCCCUUUGGC
Manacus vitellinus (golden-collared manakin) is the source of this 11330-nucleotide messenger RNA. RefSeq names its product SON DNA binding protein (gene SON). Gene Ontology annotation, biological process: regulation of mRNA splicing, via spliceosome; regulation of cell cycle. The coding region runs from base 127 to 10032 and encodes 3301 amino acids. The transcript is spliced from 12 exons. Gene Ontology annotation, molecular function: RNA binding. The record is from RefSeq and is a predicted model, not a curated record. Lineage: Eukaryota; Metazoa; Chordata; Aves; Passeriformes; Pipridae.